This is a messenger RNA of Melampsora larici-populina 98AG31, 1818 nucleotides long. RefSeq lists its product as uncharacterized. The record is from RefSeq and is a predicted model, not a curated record. The coding region runs from base 1 to 1818 and encodes 605 amino acids. Lineage: Eukaryota; Fungi; Basidiomycota; Pucciniomycetes; Pucciniales; Melampsoraceae. The transcript has 4 exons.
AUGAAUACACACAAAUUAGCUAUGGAGCCAAAUGAAGCGGGCAGUUCAUACUUGAUGCACCUCGAUCUAAUCUCUAAAACCAUCGAGGCCUGGUUACACUAUAUACCAAUGACCGCCGGGCUGGCUGAAUGCCUAGAAGCUGUCACGGCGCUUGCUGAUAAUGAAAUGGAAUCAUUCAAAAAACUUACAUCAAAAUCAAUCCACCUAGAACGUGUUUCCAAACAGGAUGACUUGAAAACCAACACAGCCAAGCACAAAAGUAAUAUACUUCAUACCCCAUCAAUGAGUUCAUUUAAAUCUCUAGCGACGCUGGAUAUCUAUAUGACUCCACUGGACAAGGUGGACGAUGCACUCAGUGUGUCUGGAGCACUGCGCCAUCUGGUCAACACUCAACAAGAUACGUCUCCGACACUGAAUAUGCCCCAGACCAACAAAAGAGCUCGCACACCGGACAAGAACAUGAGGAUCAAUCGGUCUCCCCGCCGUUCUGCAAGGCUCUCUUGCUCUGCAAAGAAGGUUACUACUCAAAGGUUGGAUCCAUUCGCCUCUGAUGGACCAUCAACCUCGGGAUGUGUCAAAAGGCAAAAGACGCAAAUUUCUGAUAGCCAAGAGGUUCAUCAUCCUACACACCGCUUGCCAACCGCCUCACCAUCUCCGAGUCAAAGCGCGAGAAUUGUACCUCCCACACCGGAGAUCGAUCUACAUCUCAGCAAAUCUGUCAAAAAACGAACCAUUCUUGUCACCGAAGUUUCCGCGAUACACAAGGCCUCACUUGUAUUAUUCAACACUUUGACAAAAGGCUCUUGCACUCAAUUCAACCCAGAUGAGUUGCUUUCUCAUCCUGUGACCUUCAGCAGCACAGGAGAGCCACGCAUCCAUGAAAAAUUAUUCACGACCAACAAGGGAACAAUAUGGUAUCAGCCACAGAUCUUCAAUUUUCUCACAAUCUCAACUUCUUUGCCGCCAGUUGGAAUUUUGAUUCAUGAGCGUUACCUGUGGGAGACGAUCAAAUUCUUUCACAAACCAAGUCCACAUUUUCUCGAACGGAGUAUGCACUACGUCCUGGCAGCGCUUGUUCUGAUAGGAACUGAUGCAAACAGGAUUCUCCCAGCCACUCAAAUCCCUCACCAAGCAGCUAUGUCUUCUGGGACCCGUAAUGCUGUCACAUGCUGGCACCACUUCAAAGAACUUUCCUCACUCCAAUCAAAUAAAAUUGUAGAUGAAAAAUCGGCAACCCCCGGUGGCUGUAUCGAGGAUCUGGACCGGUUAAUAAUGUUGAUCUACACAAUGAUUGAAACAUUUGCAAGCAUAUGGGCCUCAACAACCCUCGAUGAAGAAAUCUCAAGACUGACAAACCUCAUAGCCAGUGCUGAAUCACCCAAAUCCGCGGAGGCCCUCACGACACUGAAAGAUGAGCUAACUGCAACUCGUAGUCAAAUCGUCAUAUCACCCAACAAUCUCCCAGCGCUUGCGAGCUUUCUCUGUUGCGGCGUCAAAGGCUUGAUGAUUUUCCCCAAAGACAAACACACCUUUGGGCCUCUCCGUGCAAUUAACUUCUUGCUUGUCACAGCUGAUCUCACAAAGCAGGGCCAAACGGUAGAAGAACCGAUCUGGAAAAGAACACAAGCAUACAUAGUGGACUUUAUGAAAGGCGUGAUUCAAUCAAGCAGAGAAUGGGUUCCAUGCGAAGUCAAUCGGUAUCAUCUGGCAAAGGCGCUGUUCCUUGAUUUUUCAGAUUUUUUUCUGGCGCGUGAUAUAAGAAAAAUUCCGAUACCAACGACGAGGAACUAUAAGGUCUCGGACAAGGAAUGUUCCUAA